Molecule: messenger RNA, 1056 nt
Organism: Colius striatus (speckled mousebird)
Lineage: Eukaryota; Metazoa; Chordata; Aves; Coliiformes; Coliidae
Gene: GPR139
Product: G protein-coupled receptor 139
Exons: 2
Coding region: 1-1056 (351 amino acids)
Biological process (GO): G protein-coupled receptor signaling pathway
Cellular component (GO): membrane
Molecular function (GO): neuropeptide receptor activity
Source: RefSeq, a predicted model, not a curated record
AUGGAGCACAACCACCUCCACCUCCACAACGGCUCCCUCCUGGCGCACCACCGCUAUGGCUGCGGCUUGGGAUACGCACCUGUCGUCUACUACAGCCUGCUGCUCUGCCUCGGGCUGCCGGCAAACAUCUUGACAGUCAUCAUCCUUUCCCAACUUGUGGCUCGCAGGCAGAAGUCCUCCUAUAACUAUCUUCUAGCUCUAGCUGCUGCUGACAUCAUGGUUCUCUUCUUCAUCGUCUUUGUUGACUUCCUCAUGGAAGACUUCAUCUUAAGCAAACAGAUGCCUCAGGUACUGGACAAAAUAAUUGAGGUGUUGGAAUUUUCUUCCAUCCACACCUCCAUUUGGAUUACGGUUCCACUGACCAUCGAUAGGUACAUAGCUGUGUGCCAUCCGCUGAAAUAUCACACAGUCUCCUACCCCGCUCGUACUCGAAAAGUCAUCGUAAGUGUCUAUAUCACCUGCUUUUUGACCAGCAUCCCCUACUACUGGUGGCCCAACAUUUGGAUCGAAGACUACAUAAGCACAUCAAUGCAUCACGUCCUUGUCUGGAUCCACUGCUUUACUGUUUACUUGGUGCCCUGCUCCAUCUUCUUCGUCCUGAAUUCCAUCAUUGUCCACAAGCUGCGGCGAAAGAGCAAUUUCCGACUCCGAGGGUACUCCACGGGGAAAACAACAGCCAUUUUGUUUACUAUAACUUCUAUUUUUGCCAUACUUUGGGCACCAAGAAUAAUCAUGAUACUGUAUCACCUCUACGUGUCGCCUAUAAACAACAGCUGGGUGGUACAUAUCGUGUCAGACGUGGCCAAUAUGCUAGCACUGCUGAACACUGCAAUUAAUUUCUUCCUCUACUGUUUUAUUAGCAAAAGAUUUCGCACAAUGGCAGCUGCCACGCUGAAAGCCUUCUUUAAGUGUCAGAAGCAACCUGUGCAAUUCUAUACAAACCAUAACUUUUCCAUAACAAGCAGCCCUUGGAUUUCCCCAGCCAACUCUCACUGCAUCAAAAUGCUUGUUUACCAGUAUGAUAAGAAUGGAAAGCCUAUAAAGAUAUCACCGUGA